Hevea brasiliensis (rubber tree) is the source of this 1069-nucleotide messenger RNA. RefSeq names its product probable esterase D14L. The transcript is spliced from 2 exons. NCBI's taxonomy places the organism in Eukaryota, Viridiplantae, Streptophyta, Magnoliopsida, Malpighiales, Euphorbiaceae. The record is from RefSeq and is a predicted model, not a curated record. Gene Ontology annotation, biological process: response to karrikin. Bases 197 to 1006 code for a protein of 269 amino acids.
CAUGCUUCCUGGACGAUAUGGGUCGCAAAAUGUACGUCGGCAUCGUAGCUUAUCUCGUGUUUUAUGACCCAAAGAAAAAUCUUCACGUCACGUCACUUUGAACAGAGUUCCUUGCCGUUUAUCCACGCACCUAAAUCAAAAUUAAAUCCACCAAGUACUUUGUAUAUGCAAGCAAACUCCAGAGACGCAAGUGAAAAUGGGAAUAGUUGAAGAAGCACACAACGUCAGGAUUUUGGGUUCAGGAGACCAAGUCAUAGUUCUGGCUCAUGGCUUCGGCACCGAUCAAUCCGUGUGGAAGUACCUGGUGCCACACCUUGAAGGAGAUUAUCGUGUUAUUUUGUAUGAUAAUAUGGGUGCUGGUACCACUAAUCCUGAAUUUUAUGACUUCUCAAGGUAUUCAAGUAUUGAUGGUUUUGUUUAUGAUUUGCUUGCAAUAUUGGAGGAAUUACAAGUCAAGUCUUGUAUCUUUAUUGGUCACUCCUUUUCGGGUAUGGUUGGUGCCAUUGCCUCGCUUUCUCGCCCUGAUCUCUUCUCUAAACUCAUCAUGCUCUCUGCCACUCCAAGGCUACUGAAUGGUGAGAAUUACUAUGGAGGGUUCGAGCAAGAAGACGUAGAAGAAAUAUUUGAAGGUGUGAGGUCGAAUUACAAAGCCUGGUGCUCAGGGUUCGCACCGAUGGUGGUGGGUGGAGACAUGGAGUCGUUAGCUGUGCAAGAAUUCACUCGAACUCUAUUCAACAUGAGACCUGAUAUAGCCCUGAGUUUAGCCGAGGUUGUAUUCCUGACAGACAUGAGACAUAUUCUUCCAUCAGUGACAGUCCCUUGCCACAUUCUGCAAACCGCCAAGGACAUGGCUGUGCCUAUGGCGGUAUCGGAGUAUCUGCAUCAACAUAUCGGAGGCCAAUCCAUUAUUGAGAUCAUGCCUACCAGUGGUCAUUUGCCGCAAUUGAGCUCUCCAGAUAUUGUGAUUCCAAUGAUUCUCAAGCACAUUCACUACGUUAUCGAGUGAUUUUUUUUCUUAAUGUUCAAUUUUAUCCUACUUAUUGCAAUGUUCAAUAUAACUUAUUUUUAA